UAAUUGCCUCGUAUUUAAGUUCUCUACGCUCCCAUCACGCACUAGAACCCUAGCGCCCGUCCCGCCGCCGCCGCAGCCGCCGCUGCAGCACCACCGCUCCGUUUCACAACCAUGGGUAUCGACCUCGUCGCCGGCGGCCGCAACAAGAAGACCAAGCGCACGGCGCCCAAGUCCGACGAUGUCUAUCUCAAGCUCCUUGUCAAGCUCUACCGCUUCCUUGUCCGUAGGACAAAGAGCAACUUCAACGCCGUGAUCCUGAAGCGACUGUUCAUGAGCAAGACCAACCGCCCGCCGCUCUCGAUGCGCCGCCUCGUUAAGUUCAUGGAGGGGAAGAGUGAUCAGAUUGCCGUUAUUGUGGGCACCGUGACUGACGACAAGAGGAUCAACGAGGUGCCGGCGAUGAAGGUGUGUGCGCUCAGGUUCACUGAGACAGCUAGGGCCAGGAUCAUCAAUGCCGGUGGAGAGUGCCUCACCUUCGACCAGCUUGCGCUCCGUGCCCCGCUCGGGCAAAACACGGUUCUCCUGAGGGGUCCUAAGAACGCUAGGGAAGCUGUUAAGCACUUCGGCCCUGCACCAGGAGUGCCACACAGCCACACCAAGCCUUACGUUCGCUCAAAGGGAAGGAAGUUUGAGAAGGCAAGAGGUAGGAGGAACAGCAGGGGCUUCAAGGUCUAAGGAGCCGCAGCCAUGCAAAUCCAUGUCAUUUUGCUCUAAUCAGCUAUACAUUACUGUUUUGGGGUAUCAGAGUUGCAAUGUUUUACAUGUCAGAAUCUCAAGUUAUUACCAGAUAUUGGACCAAUCAAAUUUUGCUCUUAAUUUUUUGCGCCGUGAGAUUUUUGUUUGUCAGCCCGUGAUGAAGAUACUCUCAUAUCAUUGUUGUUGGUGCCAACAGUAUGAGAAAGUCUAGGUGCCUUUUUGCAUUGCUCA
Molecule: messenger RNA, 927 nt
Organism: Sorghum bicolor (sorghum)
Lineage: Eukaryota; Viridiplantae; Streptophyta; Magnoliopsida; Poales; Poaceae
Product: 60S ribosomal protein L18-3
Exons: 5
Coding region: 112-675 (187 amino acids)
Biological process (GO): translation
Cellular component (GO): cytosolic large ribosomal subunit; ribosome
Molecular function (GO): RNA binding; structural constituent of ribosome
Source: RefSeq, a predicted model, not a curated record